Molecule: messenger RNA, 444 nt
Organism: Aphis gossypii (cotton aphid)
Lineage: Eukaryota; Metazoa; Arthropoda; Insecta; Hemiptera; Aphididae
Exons: 1
Coding region: 1-444 (147 amino acids)
Biological process (GO): telomere maintenance; DNA repair
Molecular function (GO): DNA helicase activity
Source: RefSeq, a predicted model, not a curated record
AUGUCCUACGAUGACACAUCAAGUGUCUGUAAUAUAUCCAAACAAAGCAACACUACUCAAUUGAUGCGGGAUUGUGUGUUCAUUGUUUGGGACGAAGCAUCUAUGUCCCACAAAAGUUCGGUUGAGGCAUUGGAUAGAACCUUGCGGGACUUACGUAAUAAAAAUACAUUAAUGGGUGGCUGUACAGUCUUAUUUUUUGGAGAUUUUCGUCAAAUCUUGCCAGUUGUAGUAAGAGGAACAAGAGCUGAUGAAGUCAAUGCAUCAUUAAAAAGAUCUUACAUUUGGCCAGACAUAACUAAAUUGAAACUGAAAACUAAUAUGAGAAUAUUAUCAUCUGACCAAGGAAAUAAAACUUUUGCUGAUGCUUUACUCCGUGUUGGCAAUGGUCAGUCACUGACUAGAAAUAGUAAAAUUGAUCUGUCUGAGCUUUGUUUUAGAUUCUGA